UGAAGUCUCCUGAACGCCGCGCACCAAUGACGUAAACAUUAAGCGACUGUCUCCGGGUCUGUGUAUCGGCUGCUAAACAGGAGCUUUUUCAUUGUUGUUGUUUGGUUUCACCUCCCAUGUGGACUCGUCUUCAGAUGUAGAGGAGAGUCUCCACCUGGAGGAUGCUGCUGUGUGUCUGACAGAUGGAGGGGUUCAUGUAGCCCUCAACCUGCACCUUAUACACCCUCAAUGUGGGAGUGAUAACACAACAGUGCAGCUGAGAAUGGCUGAAAUGGACUGAAGGUGCCACAAAUAGACAGUAAAGUGUCUAUAAAUGUACAAUCAGAGAAUAUGAUUGUUUUAAUUGCCAUUCUUCAAGUAUGACUUAGACUUUUUUUAAGGGAUACUGUUUAAAACAGUAUUUAAAAAUAGUUACAUUUUAUAUUUCCGAAAAGGAAAAAUAAAAUAAAAUCACUUCAGAGUGUCUGUGCAACUGUAACCAUGUUAAAAUGCAAGUUUUAUAUGAAACUUUGAGCUGCAGUUAAUGGGGAGGGGGCUGCCAGUACCAGAAUUGGCCCGCCAGUCAGUUCUGCUUUAAACCAGGUCUGAUCCAUGACUGAGUACUACGAGGAGGGGGGGCUGCUGUACGAGCAAUCACCUCCCAUGCACAUCAAAGUGGAGUCCCCGGAGGGAGCCUUUGGAGGGGCAGCCUCAGAGAACGGCUUCCCCAGGGAGGAUGAAGACUCGGAGAACAGCUGUGACCAGACCAGCGCCUUACCUGGAGGACUUCCCUUCAACGUGGUAGUGGUGCAUCCCAACAUUAUGGCACCCGGCAUGUCAUCAGAUGACCUUUUGACCAUUGAGCAAAACAGAGCCAUGUCGGCGGCGCUGGCCGCCGGCGGCGCGGGUAAAAGGAAGAGUCGUUUCAGCGGGGCGGAGCUGGAGGUGUUGGUGUCAGAAGUCACCCGGUGCGAGGGCGAACUCUUUGGUCCCGCCGGGAGACUCCGGCGGAGAGAGAGAGAGCGCAUAUGGGCGGGGAUCCUAGAGAGGGUCAACGCCGUGUCCCGAGUGCCACGCACGCUUCGAGAAGUCAAGAAGCGCUGGGACGACCUGAAGCGGCGCAACGGAGGCAGGCUGGCGGACGCCCGCCACCGCAGCUGCUACCUGCCGUCCAGCAGGGGGGCGUCGAUGCUCGGGCGCUCCUCUCAGCCGAGUCCGAGGCUCCAGCAGCAGAGGCAGAAGCAAAGCAGCAGACCAAAGCCUAUUUUCCCCUGCUUCCCGGACUCUGACCCAGGUGUAGGAGUGGACGGAUCAGACAGGGAUGCUUUGGAGAAAGAGGAGGACAUUUCUGAGCGUGAGCGAGACAUGGGGGAGCCUGAGUGUGAGGCGGUGGAAAACAGCAUAGAUGACAAACUGGGAUUGGGUCUGGGUCUGGGAAUCGGACCCCCUCCUACGUCAGAACGAUGGCUGCCUCCUUCUCCUCUCUAUAGCGCUCCUUUCUUGAACGGCAGCCCCCAGCCCAGCAGCCCCCAGCCGUCACUAGGGACGCAGCAGGGUCCUCUUGAAGCCCCGCCCCGCAUCUCAUGGCUCGAAGAUGAGCUCCGAGGCUUAGGGGAGGCUGCGAUUCAGCUGGGGAAUCGGGUGGAGAGGAGCCUGCGGGAGUUCGGGGAAAGCUUCAGACAGGACAUGAGAACCCUCGUCGCUUCACAAGAGGCACUAGCGGUCAGUCUGCAGCAAAACAAUGUCCUCUUGCAAAGGCUUCUGGGAGUCCUGGAAGCCCAGCAGCAACCGCAGCCCCAGCAGCAUCGAGGACAACAAGCGCACCCCUCGCAAACACCUCAGCAGCAGCACUUACAGCCACAGCAGCUACAGCACAUAGAGCAACAGCAUCUGCAGCAGACGCAGCAGCAUCAAAUGCACCUACAACAGCAGCCGCAGGUAACCCAGCACUCUAAUAAUCAGCCGGCGGUAGCAUCAGCACCAUCAUCCCCAGAAAUACACGGCACUUUUCCCCCUGAACCCGCCGCAGACACGAGCGGAAACCUGCACCGGCCGCGACGAGGGAGAGCUCUCGACCACAGGCGCAGGAGACGGCGCUGAGAAUGUAUUUAAAAAAAACAAAAAAAAAACUGUCGAUAUUUGAAAAUGUGAUGCUCUUUUUACUUGCAGUAUUUCUGUAAAAAUGACUAGUUAUAUAUCCUGUUUCUCAUCUCACUCCAUAUCAGUAAGCCAUUGUGUACUUAGGUCUGUUUUACAGAAAGGACUGAAGCAGUCUGUUGAAGUAGACUCAAGUUAAUAGGGUGGCCUUUACAUGACCCUAGGUACCACAAAAAUGAAUGCAUAAAUCUGUGGUAAGAAAAUAUUUAAACAACAAAGUGAUGGAUUCACUUUACAAACUUUUCCAACAGAAAAAAACCCAGGCUUACUAUACUCUGAUGCUCAGUUCGCAUGUUUCUCUGCAAAGUUCAGUGAUGCUCUUAAAGAUUCAAACCUGACUUGGUUUUCCUGACUAACUACAUCAUCAUCAUCAUAAUCAUAAAGUACUUGUGAUCUGCACUUGUUUCCAUAAAUUGUAGUUUUGCAGCUUUUGUAAGUACCUUCUAAUGUAUGCUUGUGCUUUUUUGGGGGGGAUUUUCUGCUCCCUCACUGAAAGGAAACAAAGUUAGGGAAAACAAGAAAAUCACACUGAACCAGAAUGGUGGCACUUCUAUUCAGGGCAUUCGGUCGACACUAGGCAUGGGCUGGAAUGAGGCACUCGUUUCAUGAUAAGCUUCAGUGAAAAUGCCAAGUUUCACAGUGUUAACAUAAACAUUUAAAGGAAAUAUAUGAAACCUAGUUCAAUUGCUUUUAUUUAAACAAGCUCUCAGCUGACGUUUUACCUUAAUGAGAACAAAAAAUAGCACUUUUUUUGGUUUCCACACCAUGACAAUCCAUGUUCUUUUGUAACCAAAAAUAUUUCCCAACAGGCAAGUUUCUUUGUUAUAAACGAGGAAGAUGUUGAGGACUUUUCUUUAGGUGGCACUUUACCAAGUCUGAGGACUCCAAAGCGCUUUACACUAGAAUCCGUUUUUCACACAAUGAUGGUACCACCGUCAGCAGCCAAGCCAGGUGAAAUGUCUUUCUGGAAGGACUCGACCACUGAGACAGAUGGGACGUCUACGGCACGGACUUCCACCCCAGUGCCACUGUUGUCUUUCUUUAAGUUUACAGCAAUAGGUCGGGGAGGGGAAGCUCCCCUUUUGCCUCCACUCAGUACUCUUUUUUUUUCUGGCACUGUGUGUAAAAGAGUUUUCAAACUAACUUUUCAAAACUCCGGUUCACUUGGCAGCAGAAUCAGGGCCUCUACCAACUAGUUUAUGGAAACUCUUAAUUUAUUUAUGAUUGUUCGUAUCAUUAUGUGUUUUUUUUUUACAAAAGUUGGCAAAAUUUUUGUGAUUCUAUAGUUUCCAUAGGAAAAUAUUUCUUAAAAGGUACAUUGGUUUUUCCUUGUGUCAGAAAAAGGUAUAGAAAUCAGUAGAUAGGCAGUGUGCAGCAAGAAGUUAAAGAAAGGCCGACCUGCCAUUUCAGCUGGGAAAAAACUUAAAUGUGAUUCUUUCUCUGGUAUGUUGUGCUUUUUUGAUGAUACUACUAACUGGCCCAUGCCUAGUCACUACAUGCUUGUUCUAUUUCAAUAGUUUUCAUUAUACUUUUCCAGGUUUUGUGUGGACAACAUUAAGCUAUGUUCUGAAGGUGCAUUUUGAGACAAAAUUGUUAUAUUUUAAAGCCUUUUUAAAUAUAUAUAUAUAGCUAUAUAUAUGGGGGAAAAACAGAUAAGCAUCACAGUAUGGCUCAGACUUCAGCUCGUGUUUAUGAUGAACUUUUAAAGCAUUCAUUAGUAUCUUGCAGCUAUUGAUAAUCUUGCAUGCAGUAUCAUGGACGUGUUUGUAAAUAGUUACAGAGGAGCAUUAAAUGGCCAUCAUCUAUGUAGUUUUGCACAAGUUAUAUUUUGUAGAUAGAUGCCGUCAGAUGAAAUGUAACUAAACUUAAUAAAAUACAAAUAUGAGCUGCAGAAAAACAA
Gambusia affinis (western mosquitofish) is the source of this 4036-nucleotide messenger RNA. Its product is annotated as myb-related transcription factor, partner of profilin. The record is from RefSeq and is a predicted model, not a curated record. Lineage: Eukaryota; Metazoa; Chordata; Actinopteri; Cyprinodontiformes; Poeciliidae. The transcript has 4 exons. The coding region runs from base 592 to 2079 and encodes 495 amino acids. Gene Ontology annotation, cellular component: nucleus.